AUGAUCUUCCAAAUCUUAUAUACUUUUUCAAUAUUUAUAAGUUUGGUAUCUUCAAUAGAUUUAAAAGGUUCUAUUCUUCCAAAUAAAUUCCUUUCUUCAACAAAAGAAUUAUCUCCUUCCACAGUUAUUUUAUUAUCAGCAGCAAAUAUCCUAAAAAAAACACGUCCAACAUCAAAAGGGCAUUUUUGUAUUGAAAAUGUUGAAAAAGGCUCUUAUUUAUUAGAAGUUCUAAGCUUCACUCAUCGUUUUGAUCCAUUAAGGGUUGAUAUUUUUUCUAUUGAGGAUGUACUAGCAAAGGGAUUGAAUGUAUCUACCAAAGAUCAGGAAACCCAACUUCCUACAUUAAUUCAGAUAUACCAAAUAUACAAAGGCCAUGCAUGGGAUGACUUUGGUCCAAGAAUGCCGUAUCCAAUACAACUUAGUCCUACAGGCAUAGAAUCUUAUGAUCCUAAACGAGAAUCUCUAAAGAUUUUAUCACUUUUUAAAAACCCUAUGGUUCAAAUUAUUAUUGUAACAAUGAUUUCAUUGUUCAUUUUUCCAAAAUUGAUGACUAUGCUAGAUGCAGAACAAUUAACAGAAUACCAAAGAAUGCAUUCACAACAAAAAAAGGAUAACCUUCCUGGCAAAACUCAAGACACUGAAAUGACAUUACGACUUUCUAAUAAAAAGUUUAAAACUUCAAAACUAAACAAUAAAACAAACUAG
This is a messenger RNA of Pneumocystis jirovecii RU7, 705 nucleotides long. RefSeq lists its product as uncharacterized. The record is from RefSeq and is a predicted model, not a curated record. The transcript has 3 exons. Gene Ontology annotation, cellular component: EMC complex. Lineage: Eukaryota; Fungi; Ascomycota; Pneumocystomycetes; Pneumocystales; Pneumocystaceae. Bases 1 to 705 code for a protein of 234 amino acids.